Molecule: messenger RNA, 444 nt
Organism: Myzus persicae (green peach aphid)
Lineage: Eukaryota; Metazoa; Arthropoda; Insecta; Hemiptera; Aphididae
Product: 52 kDa repressor of the inhibitor of the protein kinase-like
Exons: 3
Coding region: 1-381 (126 amino acids)
Molecular function (GO): protein dimerization activity
Source: RefSeq, a predicted model, not a curated record
AUGGAGACUGUAUUUUAUGAAGAAGAUUUAAAUGGUAAUAAUUCAAUAAUAGAAGAGUUCCAACUGUGGCAAAGAAAACUUAAAAAAUUGGAAAUAAAACCAAAAAAUUCAAUUGAUGCACUGAAGUUGUGUAAUGCAGACAUAUAUCCAGGAGUUAAUAAGUUAUUUCAAAUUUUGUCUACACUUCCUAUAUCUACGGCUUCAAACGAACGGACUUUUUCAUCACUAAAACGAAUUAAAACAUAUCUACGAAAUACAAUAUCUGAGAAAAGACUUAACGGAUUGGCUAUGUUAAAUAUUCACAGGGAUCUUGAAAUCACUGUUGAUGAAGUGAUAGAGGAGUUGGCAAAAAAAUCUAGACGACUGGAAUUUAUUUUAUAACAAUACUUUUCAUAUGUAGUGCUUAAUACAAUAUAUAAAUAUAUAAUAUUACAUAAGACUAUA